Molecule: messenger RNA, 1640 nt
Organism: Canis lupus familiaris (dog)
Lineage: Eukaryota; Metazoa; Chordata; Mammalia; Carnivora; Canidae
Gene: RSRC1
Product: arginine and serine rich coiled-coil 1
Exons: 11
Coding region: 123-1145 (340 amino acids)
Biological process (GO): alternative mRNA splicing, via spliceosome
Cellular component (GO): nucleus; cytoplasm
Source: RefSeq, a predicted model, not a curated record
AGGGGCGAUUCUCGGUCUGUGGCGCUUGCGAGUCAGCGGGAGGCGCGAGGCCGAAGGCCGCGACCCAGGUUGCUGACUCACCAUGUGGGGUCCGCCGUAACCUACUCGCCGCCCCAGGGGUCAUGCAUAUCGCAUCACAAAUGGGACGCCGGUCAUCAGAUACUGAAGAAGAAAGCAGAAGCAAAAGAAAAAAGAAACACCGUAGACGGUCAUCUUCAAGUAGUUCUUCAGAUAGUAGAACAUAUAGCCGAAAGAAAAGUGGAAGGAAGUCAAGAUCAAAAUCAAGAUCUUGGUCCAGAGAUCUUCAGCCUCGCUCUCAUUCAUAUGAUAGAAGACGCAGGCAUCGAUCAAGCAGUAGCUCUUCUUAUGGCUCUAGAAGAAAACGGAGUCGAAGUCGUUCAAGGGGUCGAGGGAAAUCCUAUAGAGUUCAGAGAUCUAGGUCAAAAAGCAGAACAAGAAGGUCCAGGUCAAGACCUCGUCCACGUUCCCAUAGUCGAAGCAGUGAAAGGUCCAGUCACCGAAGAACCCGUAGUCGGUCUCGGGAUAGAGAACGACGUAAAGGCAGAGACAAGGAGAAAAGAGAAAAGGAGAAGGAUAAAUGCAAGGAUAAGGAAUUACACAACAUCAAGCGUGGGGAAUCUGGAAACAUCAAAGCUGGAUUAGAACAUCUGCCACCGGCUGAACAGGCCAAAGCCAGACUACAGCUGGUUCUUGAAGCUGCUGCAAAAGCUGAUGAAGCAUUGAAAGCAAAAGAAAGAAAUGAAGAAGAAGCAAAGAGAAGAAAGGAGGAAGACCAAGCCACCCUGGUAGAACAAGUAAAAAGAGUAAAAGAAAUUGAAGCCAUUGAAAGUGAUUCUUUUGUUCAGCAGACAUUCAGAUCAAGUAAAGAAGUCAAAAAGUCGGUGGAAGCUGGCGAGGUGAAACACACAGCCGCAGCGUCGGGACCCGCACCCGUAGCCGCCGACCCACCCAGCAGCGAAAAAGACGUAGACGCUAGCAGCAUCCCCACCGCCAUCAAGUACCAAGACGACAACUCUCUGGCCCAUCCCAAUUUAUUUAUUGAGAAAGCCGAUGCUGAGGAGAAGUGGUUCAAGAGACUGAUAGCCCUCCGACAAGAAAGGCUGAUGGGCAGUCCUGUGGCCUAAGUAAUUUCAUAUGGUUGAAUUAACAGUACAUUGGAAGUUUAGGUUUUUAAAUCCCAGUAUUAACUUUUUAUUCUUAAAAAGCAGUUAGUUGAUUAUGUGAAAAGGUAAUGUCUUUCAUUCAUUUCUCGGGUAGGCUUGAAUAUUUGUUGGUUUGAACUUAAACAUUGUGAAUAUUAAAACUAGUAAAGUCUAACAAUGCGUGAAAAUGUCAUACUAUUAAUAAAGCUAAUCCUAAAAGUAUCAGCAGUAAAAUAAAUGGUACACGGCAGUGUUUCUGAGUAAAAUUUGAAAAAUAUCAAAUUGUCAUUUAAGGACACAAUUUUGAUAAUCAUGCAUAUGUAAGAAUCAAACUAUAUGCUAUCCAUGUGACAUUUCAUCUUCCAUGUAUUAUGAAACCAUUUUUGUGUUUGUUUGUUUUCUGAAACCAUUUUUGAAUCUUUUAUUUACCCUGUUGUAAAAAUUUAGGCAGAAUAAAAAGCAGUCUAAACAAUCUGA